This is a messenger RNA of Cotesia congregata, 4932 nucleotides long. Lineage: Eukaryota; Metazoa; Arthropoda; Insecta; Hymenoptera; Braconidae. The record is from the annotation of a GenBank genome assembly.
AUGGCAUCAAACGAUCAGUGGCCUCCGGUAACAUCAUCAUCCCUUGGAAAAGGUCAAGGUGGUGGUAGAAAAAAUGACAACAAUAAAAAUAAUAGCAACAGCAACAAUAAAAACAAAAGCCAACAGCAAAUGGUAAGUGAUCUUGUCAUAGAAAUGUUCCAGAAUACGUUAGAGCAUGAUGUGAUUCUAUCAAUCGCUGAAAAUUGUAAUUGGGAUUUACAAUUCACAAUAGAUUCUUUGAUUACACUGUCAGCGACUGUUGAGGAGAAAAAACAACCUGACAAACCAGUAAUGUCAGCUAUUGUAUCAAGUUCAGACAAUCACGCUAAUUUAUCAGUAGAUUCAACUACCUCAGAUGAAUUAUUACGCAUGAAUGAAGAUGAGUUUAAGCAACAGCUUGAGGGAUUUAAUAAAUUUGAACAAUUAAAAAAAAAUUCAUCCAAAAAUAGGAUGGAUUCUUUUCGCGAUAAUAUUUCUAAGUUAGAUACUUGUGCAGCUAAUGCUGCUGCUAAUGAAUCUCCAGUAAAAGUUGAUGGCAAACGUAUACCCAGUUCACCCUGGAAGAAACCCAUAACUCCGUGGAAUACUGUAGGUGACUCAAAGAAAAAAAAUGACGGUAGAGUUUGGCAAAGUAAUUCUAAUUUUUUGGCAACUAAUUUUUUUACAACUAACAAUCCAUCUCAGAAUUUACAGAAUGAUUAUUUUUAUCAAAUCUCUUCAAACCCUCAGCGUAGUCAAAAUCAGCAAAAAUCUACCAAGUCUAAUAAUAAUAAUAAUAAUAAUAAUAAUAAUAAUAAUAAAAAAACUAAUAAAAAUAACAGUAAUUUAGUAAAUAAACGCACUGAUUCUGAGUUAUGUGGCUUGAAGGUGCACUAUCGUCAGUCUGGAACUGAAAGCAGUUCUGAAGAUGAUGACGCAGAUGUCGUUGUUGAAGAAGAAUAUAAUGACUAUGAUAGUAUGUCUGAUAUUCCAGUGAAUGUCUCACAAUUUUUAUCAUCUCCCGUUCAAUCUUCACCCCGAUUAAAUACUCAAUCUAGCACAGUAAAGCCAACGCGCGUUGUAAAGUCUCCGGUGAAAAGCCCGCAAAAAAAUCUGCAUGAUGUUACAGUUGAGAAGAUAAAAGCAGCUAUAGCUCGCGGGGAUAAAAUAAUAGUACUUAUGCGCGGUCUUCCAGGAAGUGGCAAGUCUACUGAAGCUAGAAAUUUAAUAUCCACAACUUUGGCUAAAGAUCCGUCAAUUUAUGUGUUCAGUACUGAUGACUUCUUUCAACUGCACAAUCGAGGAGUUUAUACGUAUGAUCCAACAAAACUGAGUGAAGCUCACUCUCGGAACCACAGUCGGGUUUCUAAUGCCAUGAUAUCAGGCAGAACUCCGAUAAUUAUCGACAAUACUAAUCUUCAGAUCUGGGAAAUGCGUCCUUAUGUUAUAAUGGCUGCUGAUAAUGGUUAUAUAAUAGAAGUAUUAGAAACAAAUACUUCGUGGGCUGACAAUGUCAAUGAGUUGGCUCGUAAAAAUACCCACGGAGUUCCUAAAGAAAAAAUUCGUAUUAUGCUUGACAGAUAUGAAAAAGGAAUAACUGGUCAGAAGCUUAUGGAUAUUUAUUCACUUAAAUAUCCCAAUCAUUUUAACCCAAUAAUAAAAACUCCGACGCAAUCUCCAACAAUAAAUAGUACAAAAGAUAAACUUGUUGUUGAAAAAAAAAGUACUGAUCAACGGAUUGAAGAUAAUAAAGUUGUUCAAGAUAAUAAAAAUUCUUUUAGCAAAUAUUUGCAGAGCUUGGCGCUUCCUGAAGUCUUGCCAGAAUUAAAUGAAGUAUCAAAAAUAAUCAUUGAGGAGCUUGGGAAAGAAAAAACAGAUGGAGUCAAGCCAGAUGACAGUCAAAUGCUUCAACCGUUGGGUGCAAUUGGAUCCGAGAGGAAGAACAGUGUAGUACAUUUAGAUCUGAUUAGUCCAGUACGAGAAACUGAUGAAAUUGACCGCGAGGUGAAUGAUAGUUUCAAUAUUUUACCACCUUGCUGGGACUUUACUUUGUUGUUGGAUGGAAAGACACUCCACAGCAAUCAUCUUGAAGAAGAAUACUUUUAUGAAAAGCCUAAAGGUUCUCCGGUUGAUGCGGAUGAAAUCAGAAAGCAGGAUGAAGAAUUUAGUAAAGAAGGUAAUAGUGGCAAAGUCAGUCCUUUGUUUACGGAAGAAGAAAGCUAUCAAGAGUCCGAGAAGAGUUGUGAUGGAAUGGAAGAUUUUAUUAAAGAAUUAGCGAAGGAGUACAAUGAAACAACAACUGGGUUUGAGGUCAAAGAAUCUACUGUAAUUAUCACGGAAAUUAUUGAUGAUGAUGAAUUAAGUCAAUUGCCGGAUAAUAAUACUGAAUCUUCUGAAGAAGUUAAAAAAGAUUGCGUUGAUUCUGUUGCCAAUGAUGAGAGUGAAGAAGUUGAUAAGGAAAAAAAAGAUGAUGAUAGUGAUAAUGAAGAGCUACAUUCUUCAGAUGAAGAUGUAAUGGGGCUUGGUGAGUCCAAAGAGAAAAUUCCCUGGCCAGAUGUGGAUUGUCUCGAUAUUGAUUCUGAAUUUUUAGACGACAGCGUUGAUGAUACUAUUGGAGACGAGAGCUUGAGUGACGAUGAUGCUCGAGAAGUAUUAAAAGAAUCAGCUUUAAUCGGAAGUCCUGAAUUAAACGUACCUGAAGAUAAAAAUGAAGAAAUAAAAGAAGUUACAAAAGCUCCGGUUACUUCGACAAUUGGAUCGAUUUUUAAUAUUAUUAAAACUUCUAUUUUAGGAGAAAGUUCUGUAGCAGGAGCUAUUAUUGAUAGUAAUUUGGAAAAAAAAUUCCAACUGGAUGAAAAAGAAAAUUCUGAAUUAAUUGAUUUAGAAGCAAGCGAUAAAGAAACAGCAAAAAUUGACGAGCUUGUGGAAGAACCUAAGGAAUUAAUAAUUGAAGCUUUGAAUGCUGAAGAAGACAAGGUAGAUAAUAUAAAUAGUAUCACUUGGAAAGAAUCACCGUUUCCGUUGGAUGAUGUACCGAGUAUGAAAUUAAUUUUGAAUGAGAGUUUAGAUAAAAAAAUAAUCUCGACAAAUGAUGCAGGUACCAACACAUCCUACUAUGACUUUAAUGUUUUGUUUGUCGGAGGAACUGCUGAUGCGAAUUACCGUGUCAUUGACACUUUGAAUAGAUCUAUCAAUGAGGGAAUGCCUUUGGUUCAAUCAGAACGUCCGCCAGUUAAAUUGAUGCUUGAUAAAAGCUCAAUGACCGAUGAUAUGCUUAACCGUGAUGUUGAAGUGCAGCAAGAUAAUUCUUCAUCGAGUAUUUGUCAACUGGUUAAUUUGUUUCCUAACAUUCCGAGGGAUUAUUUGAUUGAUAUGUAUGAAAAUUUGUGUCAUAAAGACUUUAGUUGGACUGUAGAUGUUUUGUUGGAUGGUAUGCCUCAGGAUGGGUCUAUUGAUAUGCAUCGUACAGCAGAGGAAGAAAAUGAUGAAGCUCAAGAUUUGAGCUCAAAACCCUCUACUAAGACACUUUUUGAUUUCUUUCCUAAAAAAGUUAAAACAAGCCAGGAAAAUUUAGAAAAGGUUUUAAUAAAUGAAGAAGAAAAACAAAAAGCUGUAUUAAGUGAGAAGAAAAAUGAAAAUGAUAAAGAAGAAUUUAGGUUACAAGAAAUUAAAAUUGUAUUGGAUAAUAAAACCGAUACUGAUAUCUUUGAUGAUAUUUCUUCGCAUUCUGCAGCAUCUACCAGUCGUACAGACUCUAUAGAAAAUGACAAGUCUUCAGAAGACGAAGAAACUAUUGAAUUGAAUCUCGGGUUUGAUGGAAUCCGUGUACUGGAAAAUUUAUUCAGUAAUCCUGAUUUUCUUAUCCCAGAUGGUUUUAUGCCAGUAAUUCAAGUUAAAAAAUCAAUGGCUAAAGAAUUGUAUGCCUUAUGGAUUGAAAGUAUGUACACGCAGUUGACUUCUCGGCACGAACAGCUGGAUAAUAUGAUUGCUAAAGAUGCGGAAUAUGCGAAAAAUCUCGAGAAACAAUUAGAAGAAGAAGCGUGUGCUUCUUCAAAUAAAGUCUCGAAUUUACAAGAAAGUAUGGAUCUGGAAUUAGCAUUGAAGUCUUACAAUGACGCGGUAAAAGAAACAGUUAUCGAAGAUUCACCGGAUGACGUUAUCUCUCAAUUGUCAAGGCAAGCGCUUUAUGAAUCAUUGCCUGGUAUAGAUCCAAAAGCUCUAGAUGAGGUCUUCAGUGCUCACGGUAAUAAUUUAAAAGAAACUUUUGAGAUAAUUAAAGCCAGUACUGGGAGGUCUAUUGCAGCAAGUUUUACUAAAGAAGAAACUUUUGUUGACAAGGUUAAAGCUAAUAUUAGUAAUAAUAGUAGUGAAGAGAAAUUAAAAGCAAGAAGUGUCACUCCGGUUAUUGCUGUGAGACCAGACUCGAGAAAUUCACCUAAAAUUGAAAGUAAAAAUGAUAAAAUUAAAGUUCAAGCGGAUGUUGAUAAUGCUAAACAAGAAGCUCAACGGAGAUUUUCAUUACAAAUUGAAAAUUUUAAUAAAGCUGCUGAAGCUUAUCGACGAGGGUGUCCAGCAGUUGCUGCUUAUUAUUCAGAAGUUUCACGGCAACAUGCCAGAUACAACAAAGAAGCUCGGGCUGAUGCGGCAAGUGCUAUGGUCGAGGCCCAAAUACUCGAUAACGAAGAUAUCCUAGAUCUCCAUUAUUUAAUUGUCCACGAUGCAAUUAUUGCUCUGGAUACAUUUCUAGAUUAUCACUUGAAUAAACUUAUCAAGAAUAAUAAGCGCUAUGCCACUGUAUAUAUUGUCACGGGACGUGGUAGUCGAAGCACCAAUAAAAUGAGCAGAAUCAAACCAGCAGUUUCGCGAAAUUUAAUGAAUCGCAAUAUUCGGUUUUCAGAAGCAAAUCCAGGCUGUUUGAAAGUAACUCUGCAUCGUAAAAGUGGAACAGACUGA